AUGGAACAGAACGAGAAGCUUAGCGAUCGUCAGUACUGUUUCCGAUCCCAACGAUCUACCGGUGAUCUUCUGGCACUCAUUUCGCAUACAUGGUCAGCGGCACUUGGCAACCAUGAAGAAACCCACAAGGUGUCAUUUGACGAUGAUAAGGCGGAAUUGCUGUUAUUACACAAUGUGUACAGAGCGAAACUUCUGAAUUGUACGGUUCCCGGACAACCCCCAGCCGCGCAAAUGCCCAAAAUGACAUGGAACGAUAAACUUGCCGAAAAGGCGCAAACAUGGAGUGACAAAUGUAAAGUUGGUCACGACAAGAAACAGGAUAGGUUAGUGGCUCCGUUCAGAUGGGUCGGACAGAACUUUGCUGGUAAUCCAUCAGUGGAAAACGGAUUCUACGCAUGGUUUGACGAGCAUAAGAAUUACGAUUAUGCUAACAAUAAUUGCACGAAAGUUUGUGGUCACUACACUCAGGUCUUGGGCGAUAUCUGCCCGAAUCAGGCUGUGGGAGGACCCGGUAUCUAUCAGGCCGGAUAUGGUUCUGUUCUGGAAUGUCAGUGGUGCGGUGAGGGACGACGUGUUGGGCGAAGUUGA
Molecule: messenger RNA, 588 nt
Organism: Echinostoma caproni
Lineage: Eukaryota; Metazoa; Platyhelminthes; Trematoda; Plagiorchiida; Echinostomatidae
Source: the annotation of a GenBank genome assembly